Messenger RNA from Phacochoerus africanus (Common warthog), 5314 nucleotides. It is a transcript of the gene TSC22D1, whose product is annotated as TSC22 domain family member 1. The record is from RefSeq and is a predicted model, not a curated record. Gene Ontology annotation, biological process: regulation of transcription by RNA polymerase II. Lineage: Eukaryota; Metazoa; Chordata; Mammalia; Artiodactyla; Suidae. The transcript is spliced from 2 exons. Bases 455 to 3604 code for a protein of 1049 amino acids.
UGCAGCGGCCGCCGCCGCCGCUGCGGCGGGAGGAGGGGUGGAGGUGGCUUCGGAGUUGUCCGGAGAAGGUGGGCAUUUCUCGGCUUUCCCGCCCCCUCCCCUAGGCUCCCCCCUCCCUUGCUCUCCCCCUCCCUCCCGCCCCGCACCCCACGUGAAGCGGAAUAUAAAGGGGGGUGUGAGGCUAGAGGGGAAAGUGAAUGGUGAAGGGCUGAAGGGGUACCCCCUUCGGGUCCCUCGGCCGCCCUGUUCACCCUCGUUCAUCCUCCCUUCCCGAAGCUCGCCCUCGAAGGCAGCAGCGGCCGGCGCCCUCGGCUGAGGAGGAGUAGGAGGAGAAGGAGGAAUCGCGCCGGGUGGAGCAUCAGGUCCCGUUUUCCUCCCCGGGCGUCUUGAACACAAAGAUUACGGUGCAGAAGGAAAUUGCUCGCGCCUCCUCCGCCCCCCGGUCCCCAACACAAUGCACCAGCCGCCCGAGUCCACCGCCGCCGCGGCCGCGGCCGCUGCAGACAUUAGUGCUAGGAAGAUGGCGCACCCGGCAAUGUUCCCUCGAAGGGGCAGUGGCGGUGGCAGCGCCUCUGCUCUCAGUGCAGCAGGUACCGGCGUUGGUAGUAGUGCCCCAUCUUCCGAGGAUUUUCCGCCUCCGUCGCUGCUCCAGCCGCCACCUCCUGUAGCAUCUUCUCUGUCGGGACCACAGCCUCCGCCUCCACAAAGCCUGAACCUCCUUUCGCAGGCUCAGCUGCAGGCACAGCCUCUUGCACCAGGCGGAACCCAGAUGAAAAAGAAAAGUGGCUUCCAGAUAACUAGCGUGACCCCGGCUCAGAUCUCCGCCAGCAUCAGCUCUAACAACAGCAUCGCAGAGGACACCGAGAGCUACGAUGAUCUGGAUGAAUCGCACACGGAAGAUCUGUCUUCUUCCGAGAUCCUUGAUGUGUCACUUUCCAGGGCUACUGACUUAGGGGAGCCCGAACGCAGCUCCUCGGAAGAGACGCUCAAUAACUUCCAGGAAGCCGAGACCCCUGGGGCCGUCUCUCCCAACCAGCCCCACCUUCCUCAGCCUCAUUUGCCUCCCCUUCCACAACAGAAUGUUGUGAUCAAUGGGAAUGCUCAUCCACACCCCCUCCAUCACCACCAUCACAUUCACCAUGGGCACCACCUCCACCACGGGCACCACCAUCCAUCCCAUGCCGGUGUGACUAGUACAUCCAUUCCCGCAGGGCCACCCUCAAGCCCCGGAUCCAGAAAACUCUCGACAACUGGAAGCUCUGACACUGUUAUGCCCGCUGCUCCAACUUCUGCUGUAUCAUCGGGUGGCUCGCCUGCCCCCGUCAUGCCUAGUAUCCGAGCUUCGAGUACGACGGGCAGUAUAGGUAUCAAUUCUGUCCCUGGCACUAGUGCGAUGAAUAACGUUAACCUUGCUGCCGUGGGUAGUUUUAAUCCCAGCGUGACCAGCAGCAUGCUUGGUAACGCUAAUGUCAGUGCCAGCGGUAUUCCCAGUGCUGCUGGCGUGAGUGUGGGGCCUAUAGCGAGCGGUGGUGUCAACGUGAAUCUCCUGAGCGGCAUGGGCAAUGGUACUCUUUCUUCCUCCGCUGCGGUGAACAGCGCUGCCAGCGCCGCUGCGGGGGUGACGGUGGGCUCGAGUCAGCAGCAGCAACCCGCAGUGAACACGUCGAGGUUCCGAGUGGUAAAGUUAGACUCUAGUUCGGAGCCUUAUAAAAAAGGCAGAUGGACUUGCACCGAGUUCUACGAGAAGGAAAACGCUGGCCCUCCUGCCGAAGGGGUGGUGAUAAACAAAGCGGUGGAAACUGUAAAACAAAACCCGCCUGAGGUGACGUCCGAGAGGGAGAGCACGAGUGGGAGCUCAGUGAGCAGCAGCGUCAGCACCCUGAGUCACUACACGGAGAGCGUGGGGAGCGGCGAGAUGGGGGCCCCAGCUGUGGUGCAGCUGCAGCAGCAGCAGCCGCCGCCGCCACCACCAGCGGCCCUUCAAGCUGUGGCCCUUCCGCCGAUGGACUUCGGUAGCAGCGCGGGCGCCCAGAGCCUCCCAGCGGGUAGCGUACCGCCCAGUGUUUCCCAACCCCAGGUCUCGCAAGUGCAGUUACAGCCUCCGCCUCCAGAACUGAGCUAUCAGCAGAAGCAGGGUCUCCAGCCAGUACCUGUGCAGGCCGCUCUCCCCGCUGCGCCUGGUGUCCAGCCAACACCUGUUGGUGUGGUGGGCGUAACUCCAGCUUUGGGUCAGCAGCCCUCCGUUUCCAGCCUGGCCCAGCCCCAACUGCCGUAUUCUCCGGCGGCCCCUGCAGUGCAGGCUCCCCUUCCAGGCGCACCACCCCACCAGCUCCAGUAUGGACAGCAGCUGCCCCCCGUUUCUACACAGAUGGCCCCAAGCCACGGUACGACAGUGACUCCGAAUCCUCCCUCCGAGUACGUGCAGCCUCCGCUUCUUCAAACAGCAGUGCCCUCUGGUCAGCCUGCCCCUGCGGGAGGGGCAGCAGGAGCCCCCGGGAUGCCUCUGGCUCAGCAGCCCAGCAUCCAGCUGCCGGUGCAGCCCGCGGCCGGCCAAGCACAACCUGCGGGGGCAUCUGGCCAGCCUGUGGGCCAGGCUCAAACAGCAGUCUCUGCCGUGCCUCCUGGGAGUCAAAUCGCAAAUAUUGGUCAACAAGCAAGUAUACCUGCAGCAGUGCAGCAGCCCUCCCCUCAAGUCACACCUGCAGUUCUCCAGCAAGGUGCUCCUCCGCCAUCACACAUAGUUCCACCUGCUCAAGCUGCGAUUCUUCAUCAGGGAGUUCAGACCAGUGCUUCAAGCCUUCCUCAACAACUGGUCAUUGCACCCCAGAGUACCUUGUUAACUGUGCCUCCCCAGCCACCAGGAGUAGAGUCAGUAGCUCAAGGAGUUGUUUCGCAGCAGUUGCCCGCAGUUAGUUCUUUGCCCUCUGCUAGUAGUAUUUCUGUUACCAGUCAGGUUAGUUCAACUGGCCCUUCUGGAAUGCCUUCUGCCCCAACAAACUUGGUUCCAUCACAGAAUAUAGCACAAGCCCCUGCCACUCAGAAUGGUAAUUUGGUUCAAAGCGUUAGUCAACCUCCCUUGAUAGCAUCCAAUAUAAAUUUGCCUUUGGCACAACAGAUACCACUAAGUUCUACUCAGUUCUCUGCACAAUCAUUAGCUCAGGCAAUUGGAAGCCAAAUUGAAGAUGCCAGGCGCCCAGCGGAACCCUCCUUAGUUGGCUUACCUCAGACUAUCAGUGGUGACAGUGGGGGAAUGUCAGCAGUUUCAGAUGGGAGUAGCAGCAGCCUAGCAGCCUCUGCUUCUCUUUUCCCGUUGAAGGUGCUACCGCUGACGACACCCCUGGUGGAUGGCGAGGAUGAGAGUGCUUCUCUCCUACCAGAGGUGCAAGGAGUGAUCCUAGAGCCACAGAUACAGCCAAGACCACGGAGAGCUUUUGACGUCAGGGGUCCACUUUCUCCACUGAACCCUUGGAGGCAGAAUAUCCAGCUUCUGGAGAGAGUGGGAAAGGAUAAUAAACAAGUGGGUGCUUUCCAUUAUUUACUUGGGUUUAUUUAUAGAGUGGAGUGUCCUUCCAUUGGCCAUUUAAUUCUGUUGUUAAACUCCUGAGGUUCAUCUAAGAACCAAGUAGGGCUGCCAUCUGUUUGUUUUUCUAAGAAUGCUCACCAGUGCCCAUUCAGAAAAUACUUAAAAUUUACUUAAUUUUCUCUCCAGAUAAUUAAAGCAAUGGAUGAUUUGGGGGGGCACUUGACUUGGUGAAUGCCUGUGUGGUCCACAGGAAUUUUUAACAAGGAAAUAUUUAUUUGCCCAUUUUAGCCUUUACUGGUUAUUUGUGGACUUCUAAGUGCUCUUUGAUAUUCCAGUAUUUAAGAAGUUGCAUUAUUUCGUCUUUGGGCAAGCUGGACAUCUGGAUUCUCCUAAUUUACACAGUCUGAUGUCGGAUGUCCAGGUGUUAUCCUACCCUGUUAGUGAGAACUUUUUGGUCUUUUUUUCCUACCUCAAACUUUAGGACUUCAUAUUAAGUAGAUCUUUAACAAGAUGCAAUGAUAGUACCGUUAUGGUUUUACUGUCAAAUCUAGGCUUCAUUCUUUAAUAAGAAAAUAUUAAUGCAUAUAAGUUUCAGGAUAUAGUAUCCCUGGAAGCUAUGUGAAUUAUACUCACAAGUAGUUUUCCAGUCCCUAGGAAUGAUGUUACUUGUGGCAAAAGAGCCUUGUCCUAGAUGUCCCCCCAUGGCAUUAAGAUGGUUUUCUCUUAGUUUCUUUGAUGCCAAGGGUAGGAUUUGAUUCCAGGAAGUUCUUAUCAUCGACAAUGGGUAGAACGUGAACUUGGUGCCUUUGGCAAGUUUUCAUUUUUUCCUUGGUGGAUUCCUUCUGUGACUCCAGGUAUCUUGAUAAUGGGAGACCGGUUUAUUUGUUCUCUAAUUGCCCAGAUUUCUUUCAACUGGUAAACAUCAUACUUCAGCAAAAGGAACUCCUCUAGCAGAGCCUUCAUGGAUGAUAUCUGUCACACAUGCAGCAGCUGCACUUUGGAAGGCAGUGGUGAACGGAGCCACGCACUAUGUCUAGAAGACACAAGGAUGAGAGAGCCACCUGAUCUUGUCAUUUAUAAACGUUAAGAUUUACUCUGGUGUACUCUUGGUCUGAAAAUGGAAGGGCUCAAAUAAUGACAUAAUUUUUUCAGAGUGAAAUUAUUCAUGGCCAUGAAAAUAUUCCUUUCUAUUCAGAAGACUGAAAUAGGGGAAGCAUGAGAGACUCCUUUCUUUAAAAAGCAGCUCUUUGUUCCACGUAAAAGAUUUGUGGGAUUGAAAAUCACCUGAAUGAAGCAGGCAGACUUUUUAUUUUUUAGUAGCCUAGGAGAUUCAGAAAACCUAAUGAAGCUGUCUUGUGAACUAGUAAAUAAAGGGGGAACUUCUGAAUUAUUCCCCGGUUAGUCUAAAUAUUGGGGUGCACUCUUUUGGCUUAUCUUUUUCUAGUCUUGAGCCUUAUUCUUAUUUGUCAAACCAACGAAGAUUCCAGGGUAGAUGUAGAGACGCCUUCUGAGUUCAGUCUUCUAAAGUAGUAAAUACCUGUUAAACUUGAAGUGUUGUUCUGCACUGCAGGCAUGCUAAAGUGGAAUGAUACUGAAACAAAGAGGUAUUUUAUAUGUAGGGCAAGGGCAAUUAGUAGUAUUAGAAUAAGCCUCUGGGUAUGAGUUAGUGUUUGCAGGUAGUUAUCCAAACUAUUGAUUAAUUGAUGAACUUAGUGAUCACAGUGUUUUACUUCUCUCUGGUAUCUAAUAACUGGUCAGUCAAAAGCUAUUAAAAGAAGGUUUUAAAAGUUA